Pipistrellus nathusii (Nathusius's pipistrelle) is the source of this 3720-nucleotide messenger RNA. Lineage: Eukaryota; Metazoa; Chordata; Mammalia; Chiroptera; Vespertilionidae. The record is from the annotation of a GenBank genome assembly.
AUGCAGAAAAGCGUGCGCUACAACGAGGGGCACGCCCUGUACCUGGCCCUCCUGGCCCGCAAGGAGGGCACCAAGCGCGGCUUCCUGAGCAAGAAGGCGGCCGAGGCGAGCCGCUGGCACGAGAAGUGGUUCGCCCUCUACCAGAAUGUGCUCUUCUACUUCGAGGGCGAGCAGAGCGGCCGCCCGGCGGGCAUGUACCUCCUGGAGGGCUGCAGCUGCGAGCGGGCGCCCGCGCCGCCCAGGGCCGGGGCCGGGCCAGGCGGCGCCCGGGACGCGCUGGACAAGCAGUAUUACUUUACUGUCCUUUUUGGCCACGAAGGUCAGAAACCACUGGAGCUGCGCUGCGAGGAGCAGCAGGAUGGUAAAGAGUGGAUGGAGGCCAUUCACCAAGCCAGUUAUGCAGACAUUUUGAUUGAGAGGGAAGUGUUAAUGCAGAAGUACAUUCAUCUAGUUCAGAUCGUAGAGACAGAAAAAAUUGCAGCUAACCAACUACGGCAUCAACUCGAAGAUCAAGAUACCGAAAUCGAAAGGCUUAAAUCAGAGAUUAUUGCUCUUAAUAAAACCAAGGAACGAAUGCGGCCUUACCAAAGCCAUCAAGAAGAGGAUGAUCCAGACAUCAAAAAGAUUAAAAAGGUUCAGAGCUUCAUGCGAGGUUGGUUGUGUAGGAGGAAAUGGAAGACCAUCGUGCAGGAUUACAUCUGCUCUCCUCAUGCUGAAAGUAUGAGGAAGAGAAACCAGAUUGUGUUCACCAUGGUGGAGGCAGAGUCGGAGUAUGUUCACCAGCUCUACAUCCUGGUCAACUGCUUCCUCCGGCCCCUACGAAUGGCCGCCAGCUCCAAGAAGCCCCCCAUCAGCCAUGACGACGUCAGUAGUAUUUUCCUCAACAGUGAAACAAUCAUGUUUCUGCAUGAAAUAUUUCAUCAAGGACUGAAGGCAAGGUUAGCAAACUGGCCUACUUUAAUUUUAGCUGAUCUGUUUGAUAUUUUGCUCCCUAUGCUGAACAUUUAUCAAGAAUUUGUGCGUAACCACCAGUACAGCCUCCAAGUGCUUGCCAAUUGUAAGCAAAACAGAGAUUUUGACAAACUCUUAAAACAGUAUGAAGCCAACCCGGCCUGCGAAGGGAGGAUGCUGGAAACGUUCCUGACCUACCCGAUGUUUCAGAUCCCCAGGUAUAUCAUCACAAUUCAUGAACUGCUCGCUCAUACACCCUAUGAGCAUGUGGAGAGGAAGAGUCUGGAAUUUGCAAAAUCAAAACUGGAGGACCUGUCCAGGAUAAUGCACGACGAAGUGAGCGACACUGAAAACAUAAGGAAGAACCUUGCCAUAGAGAGAAUGAUUGUGGAGGGCUGUGAUAUUUUGCUGGACACCAGCCAGACGUUCAUCCGCCAAGGUUCUCUUAUUCAAGUACCUUCGGUGGAGAAGGGGAAACUUAGUAAAGUUCGCCUGGGUUCAUUGUCUUUGAAAAAGGAAGGAGAAAGACAAUGCUUCUUAUUUACAAAACACUUUUUAAUUUGCACAAGAAGUUCAGGAGGAAAGCUGCAUCUGCUCAAGACAGGUGGGGUUCUCUCUCUAAUAGAAUGUACCUUGAUUGAGGAGUCAGACGCAAGCGAUGAUGACUCCAAAGGUUCUGGGCAAGUGUUUGGACACCUGGAUUUUAAAAUAGUGGUGGAGCCUCCUGGUGCCGCCCCUUUCACUGUAGUCUUGCUAGCACCUUCACGCCAGGAGAAAGCUGCCUGGAUGAGUGACAUUAGUCAGUGUGUGGACAAUAUACGGUGUAAUGGUUUAAUGACUAUAGUGUUUGAAGAGAAUUCCAAAGUCACUGUGCCACAUAUGAUUAAGUCUGAUGCUCGUCUUCACAAAGAUGACACUGACAUUUGCUUCAGUAAAACCCUCAACUCCUGCAAAGUGCCCCAGAUCCGUUACGCCAGUGUGGAGCGCCUCUUGGAGCGGCUGACCGACUUGCGGUUCCUCAGUAUCGACUUCCUCAACACCUUUCUGCACACCUAUCGUAUCUUCACAACGGCAGCCCAGGUGCUGGCGAAGCUUGCCGACAUAUACAAGAAGCCUUUUACCUCCAUCCCCGUCAGGUCACUGGAAUUGUUUUUCGCCACCAGCCAGAACAGCAGAGGUGAACAUCUGGCGGAUGGCAAAUCUCCACGGCUGUGUCGCAAGUUCUCUUCCCCACCACCCCGAGCCGUGUCCAGAACAUCCUCCCCAGUGAGGGUCAGAAAACUGUCCUUGACUUCUCCCUUGAAUGCAAGGAUAGGAGCCUUGGACCUGACCACCGCCUCGGCGUCCAGCAGUCCCACCACCACCCACAGCCCUGUUGCGUCCCCACCGCCGCACAUGGGUAAAGUACCUUUGGAUCUUAGCAGAAGCCCCUCUUCUCCAGAACAAAGCCCGGGAUGUGUAGAAGAGCAUGUAGAUAACCCUCGAGUGGAUCUGUGUAACAAGCUAAAACGAAGUAUUCAAAGAGCAGUCCUUGAGUCUGCCCCCGUGGAGCGAGCGGCCGUGCAGAGCUCCCCUGCGGCGGACGCCACGGAACUGUCACCUGGCAGGUCACCCUCGACGCCUCGGCACCUGCGCUAUCGCCAGCCUGGAGGACAGAUGACUGACAGCUCCCACUGCUCUGUUUCGCCUGCUUCUGCCUUUGCAAUUGCCACAGCUGCAGCAGGACACGGGAGUCCUCCGGGAUUUAACAACACCGACAGAAUAUGUGACAAAGAGUUUAUUAUCCGUAGAACAGCCACCAAUCGAGUACUGAAUGUCCUCCGUCACUGGGUCUCAAAGCAUGCACAGGAUUUUGAACUCGACAAUGAGCUAAAGAUGAACGUCCUAAAUUUGCUAGAAGAAGUUUUGCGAGACCCAGACCUUCUUCCCCAAGAAAGGAAAGCUGCAGCCAAUAUCCUGAGAGCUCUUUCACAAGAUGAUCAAGAUGACAUUCACCUAAAAUUAGAGGAUAUAAUUCAACUGACGGACUGUCCAAAGGCCGAGUGCUUUGAGACCUUGCCAGCCAUGGAGCUGGCUGAGCAGAUCACCCUCCUGGACCACAUCGUUUUCAGAAGCAUUCCCUACGAAGAGUUUCUUGGGCAGGGUUGGAUGAAGCUGGAUAAAAAUGAAAGAACACCUUACAUUAUGAAAACCAGCAAGCAUUUUAAUGAUAUGAGUAACCUGGUGGCCUCCCAGAUCAUGAAUUACGCAGAUAUCAGCUCUCGUGCCAACGCCAUUGAGAAGUGGGUGGCGGUGGCAGACAUUUGCCGAUGUCUGCACAACUACAACGGCAUGCUGGAGAUCACCUCGGCCUUAAACAGGACCGCCAUCUACCGGCUGAAGAAAACCUGGGCCAAGGUGUCCAAGCAGACAAAAGCUCUAAUGGACAAACUUCAGAAGACUGUUUCAUCUGAAGGAAGAUUUAAAAAUCUUAGAGAAACCCUUAAAAAUUGUAACCCCCCUGCCGUUCCUUAUCUGGGGAUGUACCUGACAGACCUGGCAUUUAUUGAAGAGGGAACACCAAACUUCACUGAGGAAGGCCUUGUCAAUUUCUCCAAAAUGAGAAUGAUAUCACACAUCGUCAGAGAGAUACGCCAGUUCCAGCAGACAUCCUAUCGAAUAGAGCAUCAGCCAAAGGUCACUCAGUACUUGCUUGACAAAGCCCUCAUCAUAGAUGAAGAUACACUGUACGAGCUGUCACUAAAAAUUGAACCUCGGCUCCCUGCUUGA